Durio zibethinus is the source of this 1842-nucleotide messenger RNA. The record is from RefSeq and is a predicted model, not a curated record. NCBI's taxonomy places the organism in Eukaryota, Viridiplantae, Streptophyta, Magnoliopsida, Malvales, Malvaceae.
AUUACAAAUUCCACACGAGCAAGCAGGUAGCCAGGUGUGUUCAAGUGUUGGGUCCUCCCUGAUUCACGUACCCAACACUCUCUGACACAAACCUCGAUUCCCAAGAAGACCAAUUCCUCAUUCCCCGACAAAAAGGCACGUUAUGGAUCCCCGGAAAUUGUCAGCUUUACUCUCUUCCCUUGUCUCUCAAUUCCUUUUAUUGCUUCUCCUUCUCUUCAAUUCUUACAAUUCCAAUAAUUUCGUUUCCGAUGGCAGCGUCUUUUCCAUCCUCAACUAUUUGCUGUCAUCGCAAGAAAUCGCCGCUAAUCUUUCCUUCGUUUCUGUUUCCAGGAAAAGGAAGAGAACCCGUUGUCCAGAAUCUGAAUCUGAACCCAUAGGUGAAGACGCGGGCCGUGAACUUUUACAUCGACUCGACGAUGACCGAGUCAGACUCUGCUUGACUCGGAAUCCUGACUCGUUCAAAGCCUGCUUUAGAAUGAGAUCUUCUAAUUUUGAGUGGCUCGCUGGGUUGCUCGAGCCGCUGCUAGAGUGCCGUGACCCGGUUGGCUCACCGUUGAAUCUAUCGGCUGAGUUAAGGCUUGGUAUUGGUUUAUUCAGAUUAGCCACCGGUUCAAGUUACCCUGAAAUCGCUCAACGAUUUGGGGUUUCCGAGUCUGUGACUCGUUUCUGUGCUAAACAUUUGUGCCGCGUUCUUUGCACCAAUUUCCGAUUUUGGGUUGCAUUUCCUAGUCCAGAGGAACUAAAGUCUGUAUCUUCAUCUUUUGAACAAUUUACGGGGUUGCCAAAUUGUUGCGGCGUUAUUUCUUGCAAUAGAUUCAAUAUUAUAAAUGAAAACAAUGGAAGCAUUGAUAGCAUUGCUGUUCAGUUAGUGGUGGAUUCAUCAUCAAGAAUUUUGAGCAUUGUUGCUGGUUUUAAGGGAGAUAAGGGUGAUUCUCUAGUCCUUAAAUCUUCAACUCUGUAUAAAGAUAUUGAGAAAGGGAGGUUACUCAAUUCAAGCCCAGUUAUGGUUAAUGGAGUGGCUAUAAGUCAAUAUUUGGUUGGCGAUGGAGGGUACCCUUUGCUUCCGUGGUUAAUGGUACCUUUCGUUGAUGUGGUUCCAGGGUCAAGCGAAAUGAAGUUCAAUGUGGCACUUAGUCCAAUGCAUGUUUCAGCAUUGAAAACUUUUGCUAGUUUGAGGAAUUGGGGAAUUUUGAAUCAACCAAUGCAAGAAGAACUUAAGACUGCGGUCGCAAUUAUUGGGGCUUGUUCAAUUCUGCAUAAUGUUUUGCUUAUGAGAGAGGAUGAUUCUGCAUUGUGUGAAUGGAUGGGAGAUUACUUGGUGCAUGAUCAGAGAUCUCAGUACUAUGAGGAAGCUAGCUUAGAUGAGAAUUCAAUUAGGAAAGAGGCUUCUGUUAUUCGAGAUGCAUUGGCAACAGAAGCUAGAGAAGCUCAUGUGUCAAGUUUGGGAGGCGAUCCAAGAAGUUCAGUAUAAUUGUAGCUCAACUAGAUUGCUUGAUUCAGUUUCAGAGUCUAAAUAUUACCGGAUUGUGACCAUUCAUGAUUCAACAAUUUUGAAAUAAGUGAUUGACAAUUCUUUUGCUCAUUUGAAACGAAAAUAAUUCCACCUGGAUUAGGCAUUUUUUCACCCUGGCAUUACACAUUCAUGACAGCAAGGAACUCUUUCCCUUUGUCUCCCUUUUUUUUUUUUUUUUGGUCUACCAAUUGAUUUUUGAAGAUGAAUCUAUUUCAGCAUCCUCCGUAGAUAUCAAUGGAAAAUGUAAGGAUUCUUCUGUCUGAUUGUAGUAGUAUUUAUUGGAUGGUAACUAUUUUUAAUUCAAUAGAAAGCAUGUUCUUUGUUUUCUA